AUGAUUAAAGAAAGAGAAAUGGUAACACCCUCCUUCCUAAAGGCAUGCAUGGAAGAUCUUUCUAUGGAUAUUAAAUUUGAUUUGUUGGAAAAAUUUCUAGAUAUCAAGAAGGACUUAUCCUCUCUGGCGGGGAGAUUGCAGAGAAUAGAGGAUAGACAGGAAAAUGUGGAUCAACAGCUACAAGACCUGAAGGAAGCACAGACUAAGCUGACAGAAAAAUAUGUUAUACUGGAAGAUAAACUGUGUGAUCUGGAAGACAGAUCUAGACGUUUGAAUUUAAGAUUUAGAAAUAUACCAGAGGAUAUUACAGAGGAUAAACUUCAGGAUUAUUUAAAGGAGUUUUUUGGCUGCAUGGGAUUAUCCUCUGAGCAAUACGAUAACAAAUUGUCUCGGUUUCAUCGCCUUUUUCAAAAGAAGCAAGACCAAAAAUUUCCGAGAGAUGUCAUUGCAUCUUUUUUCUCAUUUGACUUUAAACGCAAGGUGUAUCAGACGGCAAGGAACAUCGUCAUCGAGCAAGAAAAAUUUAAGGCAAUAAAAGUAUUAACGGAUGUCUCUUUUCUUACACGACAACGAAGAAAUCUAUUUUCGCUAGUGUUUCCGUAUUUAGAGAAAUACAAUAUUAAAUUUAAAUGGAACCAACAAUCAGCUCUACAAAUUUACUAUAGGGACAUCUGGAAGACCUUUUCAACAUUAGAACAAGUCCUUGUCUGGCUAAAAGACAAUAAGUUAUAG
Pelobates cultripes (western spadefoot toad) is the source of this 732-nucleotide messenger RNA. NCBI's taxonomy places the organism in Eukaryota, Metazoa, Chordata, Amphibia, Anura, Pelobatidae. The record is from the annotation of a GenBank genome assembly.